Molecule: messenger RNA, 2901 nt
Organism: Erythranthe guttata (spotted monkey flower)
Lineage: Eukaryota; Viridiplantae; Streptophyta; Magnoliopsida; Lamiales; Phrymaceae
Source: RefSeq, a predicted model, not a curated record
AUGAAAUCCCUUCUAGUGUUGGUUUGUUGGGUUGUGUUAGUGUGUGUAAUAAUUGAGCUUGAGGGAUAUGGAAGUUUAGGAUGCAUAGAUGAAGAGAGGAUUGGCCUUUUGAAUCUUAAGAAAGCGUUUAACUCUCCAAACGCUGCGGCCUCGGCAUUUCAUUCUUGGGAUGGAGAGGAGAGUAAUUGCUGCGAAUGGGAGAAUCUGCAAUGCGACUUUAUUACAAAGCGAAUUGUUCGACUUUCACUCAACAGCACCAGAACUAUAGGUUGGGGGUACCUGGAUUUCUCUUUGUUUCUUCCUUUCCAAGAUUUGCAGGAUUUGAGCUUGGCUAGAAAUCACUUAAUAGGUUCCACUGGACUCACCGAAAUUCCAUCCUUGGCCACAAUGCAAUCCUUGAAGUUUCUUGACGUUGGGUUCAAUAACCUGAAAAAUUUCACUAAUUUUAAUGAGAUAACGAAAUUGAGAGGCUUGGAGACGUUGGCAAUGACUAUGAAUCACAUGAGUAGUCAGAUACCUUCAUCACUUUGGUCAAUGACCUCUCUCAAGGCUAUUUCAUUUAGUUUCAACAAAUUGCAAGGCUCUUUACCGGCGGAAGUUUUCCAACAUUUAUACCUGAUUUUUUUCACGCGUACAGGUUUGUGCAAAUUAAGGAAGCUCGAAGAGUUGGAUCUGAGUUUCAAUAGCUUACAAGGGAUUAUUCCUUCAUGUCUAAGCAACUUGACAUCUCUUCGAGUCAUUCAACUAUCCCGCAACUUAUUUACGGGAACUAUUCCUCCAAAUCUCUUCUCUAACCUUCCCUCACUUGAAUAUGUCUCCCUCACAUACAACCACUUUGAAGGCUCAGUCUCACUCACUUCGUUUGGAAACAAUUCGAAACUACAAGUGUUUGAGCUUGAUAGCCAUAACAGCAAAUUGAGUGUAUAUACAGAAGAUCCACUCUGGAAACCGCUGUUUCAGUUGAAAGUUUUUCGACUAUCAAACUGUAUACUCAACGAGCCAAACAGAGUCGUACCAACUUUUCUUUGGAAUCAGUAUGACCUAAGAGUCGUAAACCUCAGUCACAAUGGCAUGACGGGAGAGGUCCCAACUUGGUUAAUCUCAAAUAACACGAGAUUAGAAACCCUUAGUCUCCAAAAUAACUUAUUGAGAGGUCUAGUGUUUUUGAACCCUGAUGUAUCAAAUCUCGAUCUUUUUUGGUUUGAUGUAUCACGAAAUCAAAUAGAAAGCCAGAUUCCAAAUUUCAUUGGUUCCAUCCUUCCAAAUUUGAAGUUUCUUAAUAUGACUAGGAAUAGACUUCAUGGGACAAUUCCAACAUCUUUGGGUGAUAUGAGAAAUUUGGAUGCAUUAGACUUGUCCCAUAACAAUUUAUCUGGAGAAAUACCCGAACAUUUGGUCAUGGGUUGUUAUUCUUUAAGUUUCUUGAAACUGUCGAACAAUAACUUGCAAGGACAGUUACUUCCUGCAAAGUCGAACCUCACUAACCUGUGGUCCUUGUACUUGCAUAAUAAUCACUUCUCGGGAGAGCUAUCUCGUGGACUGUUGAACAGCCGUGACUUACAAUGGCUAGAUAUAAGCAACAACAACAUCACAGGCCAAUAUCCCGAUUGGAUUAGUGGUUUUCGGUCUCUGAGUACACUUGUGUUGUCUAGAAAUUAUUUGCAAGGUACCGUGCAUACAAGCUUAUGUGAACUUCAGAGGCUAAGCUUUUUGGAUCUUUCUGCUAACAAUCUAAACGGUAUUUUUCCUUCUUGUGCCAAUCUCACUUCACUAAAAUACCUACAUUUACAAGGGAACCAACUUGUGGGACCAAUACCGAGUAUUUCAUCUUCAUCAUCAUCCUCCCUCGUGACAAUGGAUAUUAGACACAAUCAAUUUUCAGGGGAAAUUCCUAGUUGGAUAAGUUCGUUCUUGAAUUUGAGGGUUCUUCUCUUGAAAGGAAAUAGCCUCCAAGGCUCGAUUCCUAAUGAACUGUGUCAGCUCGGAAACCUUAGUAUACUCGAUCUAUCUUCCAAUAAUUUUUCCAACAUCAUACCUAAGUGCUUAUAUAGAAUACCAUUUGGCGACAAAAAAGAGCUGGAUGAUACAUUUUCCAGACAAGAACUAGGUUGGACAACAUAUAGACCCCUCAGGACAUACGCCUUUGAAUGUCCAUUCGAUAUAACGCCAUAUACCCAAGCAGAUUUCCACAUGUCUGAUGUAGCGGAGGAGUUUGAAUUUAUAUCAAAGCGCAGAUUGUUGUCCUAUCGAGGAAACAUGCUGUACCACAUGUCCGGAAUUGACCUUUCAAUGAAUAGCCUGACAGGUACUAUCCCGGACGAGCUUGGGAAUCUUAGCAGUGUCCAUACGUUGAACUUGUCACACAACCACUUGACCGGAAAAAUUCCGACCUCGUUUUCUAACUUGAACAGAAUCCAGAGCCUCGAUUUAUCACACAAUAGGUUAACUGGUGAAAUCCCGCAAGAGCUGAUACGGUUGAACUUCUUAGGCGUCUUCUCAGUGGCGUAUAAUAACUUGUCGGGUAAAAUACCAGAUCCGAAAGCUCAAUUUGGAACAUUUGACGCUACAAGCUAUGAGGGCAACCCACUCCUUCGUGGACCACCGUUGGAUGAAGGUGGCACUAGAACCGAAGAUAUUCCUUCCGCACAACCACCUACAGAUUAUUUCGAGGAUGAUUUAUUCAAAGUUUCAUUUAUGUGGAGUUUUACCAUCUCGUACAUUGUCGCAUUACUAGGAGCCAUUUCUUUUCUCACACCUUCGUCUCUCCACCUCCGCAUCACCGCCGUCCCUCCGUCACCUUCGUCUCAUCUUCCUCCCCUAUCAUCUGCCAGCGCUCGUCACCUCAGCCCCGACAUCAUCUCUCGAUCUUCCUUGUUUUUCCUCAACUGUCUUCGUCUCUGA